AUGCCUGUGCAGGCCUACACCUACCACGUGUUACUCUUACUUGAUGCUGCCGCUGCGUGCUCUGGAGCAAUACUUCUAGCGGAUUCUGUGCGUGCAGUGGUGAGUUAUGAGCCCACUUUGCACAGAGGAGCUAGUAAAAAUGAACAGGCUACAGUUGUUCUCAUUGGAAUCGCCGCAUUCCUCGUGAUGAUUUUCGCCAACAUGCCAUACAGUGUCAUGGAGUACACAAAGGUUUACGCCGACAACUUCGGGGGAGCAAUUGCUUCUGCUGGAAAACACAUCAAGGCAAAAGUACAAGGCGCGCAGCGUACCUAA
This is a messenger RNA of Eimeria maxima, 315 nucleotides long. RefSeq lists its product as hypothetical. Lineage: Eukaryota; Apicomplexa; Conoidasida; Eucoccidiorida; Eimeriidae. The transcript has 3 exons. The record is from RefSeq and is a predicted model, not a curated record. The coding region runs from base 1 to 315 and encodes 104 amino acids.